Molecule: messenger RNA, 829 nt
Organism: Dipodomys ordii (Ord's kangaroo rat)
Lineage: Eukaryota; Metazoa; Chordata; Mammalia; Rodentia; Heteromyidae
Gene: Qprt
Product: quinolinate phosphoribosyltransferase
Exons: 4
Coding region: 86-703 (205 amino acids)
Biological process (GO): quinolinate catabolic process; NAD+ biosynthetic process
Cellular component (GO): cytoplasm
Molecular function (GO): nicotinate-nucleotide diphosphorylase (carboxylating) activity
Source: RefSeq, a predicted model, not a curated record
CCCCUCCCCUCCCCUCCGACAGCCCCACCCCCAGCCUGGCCUCUGGGAACACGGAUCGCAGCCGCGGUGGACGCUCUAGCUGACCAUGGACGCUGAAGGCCUGGAGCUCCUGCUGCCCCCGACCACCCUGGCCGCCCUGGCGGACAGCUGGCUCCAGGAGGACUGUCCGGGCCUCAACUUCGCAGCUCUGGUGACCGGGGCAGGCCCCGCGCAGGCGGCACUGUGGGCCAAAUCCCCCGGGGUCCUGGCCGGACGGCCUUUCUUCGAUGCCAUCUUUGCCCGGCUCAACUGCCAGGUGUCCUGGCUCCUCCCGGAGGGCUCCAAGCUGGUCCCGGUGGUCAAGGUGGCCGAGGCGGUCCAGGCUGCUCGGCAGGUGACGGACUUCACCCUAAAGAUAGAAGUGGAAUGCAGCUGCUUACAGGAGGCCAUGCAGGCCGCUGAGGCAGGUGCGGACCUCCUCUUAUUGGACAACUUCAAGCCUGAGGAGCUUCACCCCACAGCUGCUGCAGUGAAGGCCCAGUUCCCAAGUGUGACUGUGGAAGCCAGUGGGGGUGUCACGCUGAACAACCUCCCCCAGUUCUGUGGGCCCCAGAUUGAUGUCAUCUCUCUGGGGAUGCUAACCCAGGCUGCCCCUGCCCUCGAUUUCUCCCUCAAGCUGUUUGCCGAAGGGACCACUCCAGUGCCCUACCCCUGUCGAUCUUGAAGUCCUGAUUGGCUGGACACAUCUUUAGUGUAACCUGCCAGGCCUGACUUCACCUUUGUUCACCUCAGUUUCCUCAUCUGUAAAAUGGGUCUAAUAAACUCAACCUGAUGGGCUUUAUUAUGGUAA